AUGCCUCCUCGAAAGAGGCAACGCCCCAAUCCCACUCUACUGAGCUCGCUGAGCUUGCCAACCACAGCUUUGUCGCCUGAGACGUCACUGUCACGAGCGUCAUCUACCUCGGCGCAGCAAGCUAGCGACCAGAAAAAGCCUCCACAACCCGAAUCCAACAGCGAACGCAAGUCUUCUGAUGCAUCACAAAGAGUGAAGGAGACGAAUAGCUGGUACGCAUCGUGGUCGAAGCCGCCAAAGGCAACGGCCUCGACAUCGGUUGCUCGGGAGAAUAUUCUCGGAGGCACCGUUAGAACAAGGAAUGCGCCCGACUUUUCUCGAUUUGAAGCAAAACGAAGCGAAGACGACGCCAGCAUGCCCGACGACGCCGACCCAGUCCUGCCACCCCCUACAAUAGCAACCAACACCUCCAACACCUCGAGCACCUCGAAUACGGACAAAAAAUCAGAUGCGAAUAAAAGUGUAGUCUCUUUACGUACCGGGGACAAGAAGCCCUUGGAUACAGGGCGCCCACAGGAGAUACCCUCACCUCCCGAGACAAAGCCACCCCCUGAGCAGCAGCAGAAAGCCUCGGAUAAUACAAAGGCGCAAGAACAACGACCGGAGUUAGAGGCUCCCGCCGACAAAGAUGACCAAACACAUGAUGCUUCGCAGAAGCAAGUCCCUUCAGCUGGGUGGUUCGGCGGCUGGUGGGCCAAACCUGCUCCGGUUGAGCCUGCUGCAAAACCUAUACCAGGCUCUCAGGAAACAAAGGAAGAAGCUAUGAAGCCCGCCGAAACAAUCGAGCCUGCCGAGGCAGCCCCACCCCCGGAGCAAGCACCUGCUUCUGAGCCUCCGGCAACCGAGGAGGCUGCAGAAGCUCCACAAGCAGCCUCUUGGUUUGGCUAUUGGUAUUCAACUCCUCAGCCCAAAGCAAAUGCAUCAAAGAUCAACCUCAAUGAAGAUCCAAAGGCAAAGGCUGGAGAUGUGCCGACCCCAGAUGUCUCUCAACCUGAGCCGGUGGCGGCCCAGAGCACACCACCCAAAGCAGGCUCUACUUGGGCUUUUUGGUCAAGAGACAGCCCGAAGAUUAAAAGCAAGACUUCCUUACCAGAGUCGGGGCAAAUUGCUGUGAUGGGAGAGGGGUCAGAGGUCCAGCCGCUACCUAUGGCAGAAAGAAGAAUCUCCGAGUCGGCGACCAAGGACCCCAAAGAUAAUACUCCACCAACGGAGCCACCAGCAGGUGUAUUGUCUUGGCGCAGAAGCAAGCGAAUUAGACCUAUAUCAAUGGAUCUUGAAUCUGUACGCCCACCAUCCGCGGACAGCGCCAAAUCAGCGCCCGUCGACCGGCUUUCCACUACUCCCCAUUCACAAGUUGGCCCUGAACAGGAGCUGCCUCCCUCGAAGCCACUGGCUAGGACAGAUUCCAAGAAAAAGAAACCAGUGCCGGUAUCGAAGAAAUCAACGGCCGAAAGCGAGCCUAUCGCAAAGGAACCGCCCAACGUUCUCCUCCCAUCAUUUUCUAGCACAUAUCAGAUGAAGGAAAACCCUUCAAUCCUUCGACAGAUUACAAAUCUAGUGCUUCGAACUUCACAACCGCCUCCCAAUCACGUUUUUCGGGUCAAUGACCCCCCGAAGAUCCGCAAGGCCGUUGCCAUUGGAGUUCACGGAUUUUUCCCUGCUUCAUAUUUGCGUCCCAUGAUAGGCCAACCGACAGGUACAUCGUUGCGAUUUGUAGGGCUUUGUGCUGAUGCCAUUCGAAAAUGGGCUGAGAGCCAUGGCUGUUCUGAUUGCGAGAUUGAAAAAGUUGCCCUUGAAGGGGAGGGUAGAAUUAACGAUAGGGUGGCAAACCUGUGGAAGCUUCUUUUGAAUUGGAUUGAGCAUAUCCGCCAGGCCGAUUUGGUUGUCAUCGCUUGUCACUCCCAGGGAGUGCCGGUCAGCAUCAUGCUGCUAGAGAAAUUGAUCGAUCUCGGGGUUCUAACAGAUACCAAAAUCGGUGUCUGUGCUAUGGCUGGCGUGGCGCUUGGCCCUUUCCCCGACUACAAAUCCAGUAUACUUAUGGGCUCAGCAGCAGAGCUAUGGGAAUUUGGAGAUCCCCAGAGCAACAACUCACAACGAUUCGAGGCAUGUCUCAAGCGCGUUGUUGACUUUGGAGCGCGCAUUACGUUUGUGGGUAGUAUUGAUGAUCAGCUUUCUGCUGUAUACUCACCUGCAAACCACCCUUACAUAUAUCGAGCCGUUUUCAUUGAUGGUCGAGUGCAUGCUCCGGAUUUCAUAUCGCACCUGAUUGGAUUCGCACUUAAACUACGCAAUCUAGGAAUAUCCGACCAUGGGCUCAUCCGUGAGCUGUCUGUGGCCCUUGCUGGAUCGCUGUACUCGGGAGAAGGCCACUCACGCCUGUAUUUCGACUCAGCUGUAUAUGAUCUCGCCAUCACACACGCCCUGGAAACGACAAACACAGCACAGCCAACGCCCUGCUUGAUCCCCAAGCGAGAUACGACGCCAUUGGCAUCGUCAAACCCAUAUGUCCUGCCAUGGAUCAUGCGUGGUCUUUUAGAAGAGGAUUUCGUCAAGACGCAGCUCAGCGCUGAAACCGAGGAACUACUGCGGCAAUUCGACGACUGGAAGCCAACCAACAAAGCCCUCAAGGACGUAAAGUACCGUCUCGAGGCCGUUCGUUCCAAAUUAUGA
Molecule: messenger RNA, 2670 nt
Organism: Trichoderma virens Gv29-8
Lineage: Eukaryota; Fungi; Ascomycota; Sordariomycetes; Hypocreales; Hypocreaceae
Exons: 4
Coding region: 1-2670 (889 amino acids)
Source: RefSeq, a predicted model, not a curated record